This is a messenger RNA of Xenia sp. Carnegie-2017, 582 nucleotides long. RefSeq lists its product as uncharacterized. The transcript is spliced from 2 exons. Lineage: Eukaryota; Metazoa; Cnidaria; Anthozoa; Malacalcyonacea; Xeniidae. The record is from RefSeq and is a predicted model, not a curated record. Bases 280 to 582 code for a protein of 100 amino acids.
CAAAAAAAUGAAACUCACACAUAUGAAUCUUUGUAAUAUGUACAUAAUGAAAAUGGAAAUCAGAAUUAAAUUAAAACGAUUUUUGCCGAGUUAUUGCGGUAUGAAUUGCAAAAUUUUCAAAUUUUAACGGCAAAAGUUUUUUAAAAUCGCGAAGUCGGAAACCUGGUAACUAAUACGUCACAGUAGGAACCGGUUCGCAUCUCAGCUUGUUUACAAAUAGUAAAAAUUAUUGUACAAAGGUCGAUAUUUACAAUCAAAACUCGCUCAAUUUUUCUAAUAAUGUCCUCAUCGAACUCAGACACGGAAAGUACUAGCUACCAAACAGACGACUCUGAUUGGAAUUAUUAUCCCGGGAUAUUCGAUAUAAAAAAGACAAGUGAAGCGUCCGCUACUAAAGACGACAAAAGCACAGAUGACAACGCAGACGUUGGCCCAUACAGCAAUGAACCAGUUGCUGAUGAAGAAUGGCUUUCUAACUACCGUGGAAGAAAACAAAAAUAUGAUGACCGUUUGAAAGAACUUCAACGUAGACUUGACGGCGAAGAGAAAUAUGACCAAUGGUGUAAAUGUGGCAAUUGUUGA